Molecule: messenger RNA, 1370 nt
Organism: Quercus robur (English oak)
Lineage: Eukaryota; Viridiplantae; Streptophyta; Magnoliopsida; Fagales; Fagaceae
Product: hypersensitive-induced response protein 1-like
Exons: 6
Coding region: 176-1036 (286 amino acids)
Source: RefSeq, a predicted model, not a curated record
CUUUUCAUUUUUAAUAUUCUUGGUUUGUUAAGAAUUUCAUUCCCAGAUAGAUACUGCCCGGGUGAUUUUUUUACAUGAUGACAGUUAUAACUUGUUUGUUCUAACUAUAUAUGUAGCUGUUUGAUUGAUUGUGAGUUUGAUAUCAGUUCCAACUAUUUUUGUUCACAAGUGAAAAAUGGGCCAAGCUUUAUGUUGUGUUCAAGUGGACCAGUCAACUGUAGCCAUCAAAGAAACUUUUGGGAAGUUUGAUGAUGUGCUUGAUCCCGGAUGUCACUGCUUGCCUUGGGUUUUGGGACAGCAGAUAGCUGGCCACCUCUCUUUGCGUGUGCAGCAGCUGGAUGUUCGAUGUGAAACGAAGACAAAGGAUAAUGUGUUUGUUACUGUUGUUGCUUCUAUUCAAUACCGGGCCUUGGCAGACAAAGCUUCUGAUGCUUUCUACAAACUCAGCAACACCAGAGCACAAAUCCAAUCCUAUGUCUUUGAUGUUAUUAGAGCUAGUGUUCCGAAGUUGGAGCUGGAUUCUGUUUUUGAACAAAAGAAUGAGAUCGCGAAAGCUGUGGAAGAGGAACUUGAAAAGGCCAUGUCUGCUUAUGGAUUUGAGAUUGUUCAAACUCUCAUUGUGGACAUUGAACCUGAUGAACAUGUGAAGAGAGCUAUGAACGAGAUAAAUGCUGCUGCAAGAAUGAGGGUGGCAGCUAAUGACAAGGCUGAAGCAGAAAAAAUCCUGCAAAUCAAACGUGCCGAGGGAGACGCCGAAUCUAAAUAUCUGGCUGGGCUUGGUAUAGCCCGCCAGCGUCAAGCCAUUGUAGAUGGGCUGAGGGACAGCGUGCUUGCUUUUUCUGUGAAUGUACCUGGGACUACAUCAAAGGAUGUCAUGGACAUGGUUCUGGUUACUCAAUAUUUCGACACAAUGAAAGAAAUCGGUGCAUCUUCAAAGUCCAACUCUGUUUUCAUCCCACACGGACCAGGAGCUGUGAGAGACAUUGCUUCUCAGAUUAGGGAUGGCCUCCUUCAAGGAAAUACCGUUCAGAAUUAGUGCCAAAGUCCAACUCUGUUUUCAUCCCACAUGGAGCUGGAGCUGCGAGAGACAUUGCUUCACAGAUUAGGGAUGGCCUCCUUCAAGGAAAUACCAGUCAGAAUUAGUGACUUUUAUUGCAGCAUAUAUGUUUCAUGAGUGGCUUUUCAAUGGAAUACUUGUGUCUUUUAUUCUUCUUCUUUUCUACUUUCGUAAGUAUUACAUGAGUAAAGCUAGGAGUUAGGGAGUGUCUUGCAAGUUGCAACUAAGUGGUGUGGCGUGUAUAGAUGGUCUUGAACUCUGCCAUAGUGUGAUCAAUAUUCUUUAUAGUAAAAACGAUAUUGGUUUGUGUAAA